Amphimedon queenslandica is the source of this 2452-nucleotide messenger RNA. RefSeq lists its product as uncharacterized. The record is from RefSeq and is a predicted model, not a curated record. Gene Ontology annotation, molecular function: GTPase activity. Gene Ontology annotation, biological process: mitochondrion localization; mitochondrial fusion. Lineage: Eukaryota; Metazoa; Porifera; Demospongiae; Haplosclerida; Niphatidae. The transcript has 17 exons. Bases 198 to 2378 code for a protein of 726 amino acids. Gene Ontology annotation, cellular component: mitochondrial outer membrane.
GCUUCGCGCGCCCUCACGUCCCUCAGGACUCCCUCGGCUCACCCGUGGCCUCAUCACUUCUAAUUUGCUUCGGACGGCCCUGCGAUAAAAGUGGCUCUCCUCACCAGGCUCGCCUUAUUAGUCGGGAUCGCUUUUGCUCGCCCCAAUAAGCUAGUAGAUUUUAAAAAAUCAAUUAUUGACUGUAUCUGCUGUCCAAAAUGGGCAUAAGUUCAUCAAGAUGCUAUUUAGUAGAAGUAGAUGAAUUGAAAAAAAAGAUCCAAGAAUUACAUGUCGGUGCUUUAAGAAAAAUUGAUGAUUCUCAUAAGAAACAUGUCAAAGGAGGAGUUACAUGCAUAAAUGAUGAAAGAUUGCAGCUAUUUCUCCAUCAAAUUGAGAAUAAGAUGUUACUAGUAGCUGUUGUGGGGGAAGGCAGUUGUGGCAAGAGUACUCUUAUCAAUGCCUUUUUAAGAGACAAAAUCUUAACAUCAGGAAUUGGAAAAGUUACUUGUUUCAGGAUAUUUAUUGGACAUGAUCCAAAUGUUCAUAAAACUCCUUGUCCAAACUUCCCUAAAGGGUAUUGUAAUAAAUGUCCAUACUUGGUCAAAGGGAUUGACCAAAGAAAAGAUAUAUUUUGCCGUGGAGCAAAAGACAUUGCUUCAAAAAUAGCAGAAAAUAACAAGCUAGAUGAGAAGGAUCAGAUAGACCUUGUUCUUUAUACUUACAUUCCUUUAUUUGAAUCAUUGGACACUUCGACUCUCCACUUUACGCCUUACCUUGUGGACUAUCCUGGAGUUGAAGAUUUGAAAGAUUACGUUCAGUUUAGGAUAGUGUCUGCUAUGAUUUAUGUUGAGAAUUAUGAAAGACUGUUACAAAAUGAAAAAAAAAUUAAAGAACACUUACAUUGCAAGCCAGAAGAUGCAUCAAAGUUUUUCACUGUGAGCCAUUUUGACAAAUACUACACAUCACAUGCCGAUGAAGAAAAUCCUGGAACAGAGGAGACUAAAGCUAUAGUUGCACGUAAUAUUGAGCUCGUUAAACGUGAAGAAGUAUUUCCUGUUUGUGGUAAGUGGGCUCUACGUGCACACCUUGCAAUGAAGUAUAAGGAAAGAGAUGAGAUUUCAUGUGACGCUGUUAAGGAGGCUUGCAUAUUAUGUAAAAAAGUACAACCUAAAUCGACGCUUUCUGAUUCAAUAGUUGAAAAAGCUUCACACAUUUUAAAUGUUUCAGCAUUUGAGGAAUUAGAAAAAAAAUUAAAAUGUUCAAUUGAUCAAACUGAUUUCCAGCAGUGGAAUAUUACAGUGUAUCAACAAUGUUGUGCACUUUUAGAAGGCCCUAUUCAAGCAGGAGAUAAUGCUUUACAGAUUAUUGAGUCUAAAAUAAAAAGUAGUAGAAAAAAUAAGCGGGAAAUAUUGGUUAAAAUUCAAACUUUAGAGACUAUGGAAGAAGCUGUUAAAAAAUGCACUUUAGAAGAAUUGGAAUUAGAUUCACACCCAAAUUUGACUAAUUUUCUUACAAAAAGAAUACAUAAAAAAAUUGAAGGAAGACUAAAGUCAUUUUAUACAAGCUGUAUAGAUAGUGUUAAAUCUGGUAACUACACAUUUGGACAAUUUAUGGGAGACAGGAAUGUGUUUAUUGAGCAGGACCUUUCCAUUGUGAUUAUGGAAGAGUUGAACAAAGAAGCAAAGAAGCAUAUUGAAGCUGUAAAAUCCAGGCUUCGAGAAAAAUAUAAUGGAUUGGCAAGGCACAUACUGGGUGAUGAUCCUCACAGCACAGCUUUUGAUGUGGAAGUUGAAGCCCAAGAAGUUAAUAGCUGUUUUACUGGUGAGCCUUCUGAAGGCAUAAAGGGUUUUGUCAGUUAUAAAGCUCGAGUAAAAAAGUGGUGGAAUAUUGGAUGGGGAAUAGCUAGUGGAGUGAGUGGUUUUGGAUUGCCAGGCAUUCUGGUUACGAUGGGAUUAGCAGUUUUAUCGACACCAGUUUUAAUCUCAUCAGCAGCAAUUGUUGCUGGGCUGGGUGGAUCCGCUUUACUCAUUAAAAAAGGAUUCAACAGUACAGAUCAGAAUACAGAACUGAGUGAAGAUGAAGUCAAGCAACUGUGUGACAAAACAAAUUCUGGGAUUAAAAAUUCUGCAACCACAAUAAGACAAGAAUUUGAGAAAGCUGUAACAAGUACAUUGAGUGAAUACAAUGAAUCACUGAAGGCUGAAUAUGAUAGCAAAUGGAAACCAAAACUCAAAGAAGACUUUGACAAAACUGUGAAUUUCUUAGUAAUCAUGGGUGAAGAAAAGAGUGAGUUGAAACAAGCACUUGAUGAACUUAAGGAGUAUUGCAGUACUCUUCAAUGUUUAACUGAUGAAAGCAAUAAACCUAAAGAUGAAGAUUUUAUUAUGAUCACUGACUGAUUCUGACCUGUGUACUUAUAGUAGUUAUGCUUCAGUUUUUAAAAUAAUAUUUGAAUCAUACAAUUUUGUCAGUA